AUGGGAAUCAUCGCUGUCGCAGGAGGAACUGGUGGCGUGGGCCGGGCCUUGGUUGAGGCCAUCAUUGCUCGAGGCAAGCAUGAGGUCAAGAUCCUUAGCCGCAAGCCCAAUGAUACUCUGUCGGAGGAAGUUGGGGUCCCUAUCAUAGUUGUUGACUACACCAGCGUCGAUGCUUUGAAGAAAGUCUUCGAGGACAACAGCAUCGAGACGGUCAUUUCGGCGCUCAGCACCAUGCCGGAGGCCGGCGUUCCGCCCGAGGUCAACCUGGUUCAGGCUGCCCAGGCCUCCAAAGUGACACGACGAUUCGUCCCUAGCAACUGGGGUGUUCCCACAACCGGGGCACUUGUUGCAAAGAUUCCUACCACUGGGAUGAAGAACCAAGCCAUCGAUGCGCUCAAGAAGACCGAUUUGGAGUACACGACGUUUUACGCCGGCUUCUUCGCCGACUUUUUCACGGGCCCCAGUAUUAAAACGUAUAUGACGCCCAUGAUCUUCGUUCUGGACUUGGCACACGACACUGCUGCUAUUCCAGGAUCCGGAAACACGCCAGUGUGCUUCAUUCACACGUUCGACCUGGCCAAAUAUGUCGCCCUCGCCCUCGACUUGGAAAAGUGGGAUGCCGAGUACUACGUGAUGGGAGACAAGUUGAGCUGGAACGAGUUUGUCAAGCUUGCUGAAGCUGCUAAAGGAACGAAAUUCAAGGUCGUCUAUGACAGUGUCGAGGACAUGGAGAAUGGCAAAGCGACUGAGCUCCCCGCACUCACCAAGGCCCUGCCCUUCAUUCCUAUCCCCAAGGAAGCGCUGCUUGCGUUCUCUGCAACCUUUGGGCUUCUGUGGGAGCACGGCAUCAUGGACUUUGAUGAAGAAACUGCCUUCAGCAGCAAGUAUCCUGAGGUUAAGCCGCUGAAGAUCAAAGACGCUUUGGAAGCUGCUGCGAACGCUUUGUAA
Messenger RNA from Ilyonectria robusta, 948 nucleotides. RefSeq lists its product as uncharacterized. Lineage: Eukaryota; Fungi; Ascomycota; Sordariomycetes; Hypocreales; Nectriaceae. The transcript has 4 exons. Bases 1 to 948 code for a protein of 315 amino acids. The record is from RefSeq and is a predicted model, not a curated record.